Molecule: messenger RNA, 1254 nt
Organism: Geodia barretti
Lineage: Eukaryota; Metazoa; Porifera; Demospongiae; Tetractinellida; Geodiidae
Source: the annotation of a GenBank genome assembly
AUGCUGAUUGGUCAUUUCACCGAACAGCCCUGGCAGGAUGAAAGUUCCGGGCUCAUGGGCACCCAGAGCGUUGACCUGGGUAUUUCCAAUAGCCACUACCGUCCCGAGGUCGGCGCCCAGCUCUACAACCGCUACCUCGAUGAGAAAGUUUACGCCGAGGAAAUGGGCUUCGACGCCGUGAUGCUCAACGAGCACCACUCCACACCCUUCUGUAUGCAGGGUGUUACCAACGUCGGCGCCUCCAUCCUGGCCCGCAUCACCAACAAGGUCAAAAUCAUCAUCCUGGGCAACGUGCUCCCCAUCUGGGACGACCCCCUGUGGUUGGCCGAGCAGCUGUCCAUGAUCGACAUGAUCUCCCACGGUCGGCUGGUGUCCGGUUUCGUCCGCGGCGGUGGUCGUGAGAGCUGGUCCCAUAACUCUCCGCCCCACUUCAACCGCGAACGGUUCGAAGAGGCCCACGACCUCAUCAUCAAGGCCUGGACCGAUCCCGGCCCGUUCCGCUGGGAGGGCAAGCACUUCCACUACCGGUACGUGAACCCCUGGGCGCGCCCGCUGCAGGAGCCGCACCCGCAGGUCUGGAUCCCGUCCACCGUGUCGGUCGAGACCGUCAAGUGGUGCGCCGAGAAGCGCUAUCCGCUGGUGUUGCUGGCCACCAAGCUGGAGCCCACCCGCGAAGCGUUCCAGCUGUACCACGACAUCGCCGCCGAGAAUGGUUACGAGUCGGGCACCCAGAACGUAGCCUACCUGUGGAAGGUGCACGUCGACGAGACCGAGGAGAAGGCGGAAGAAGUCGCGCGGAAAUACCUGUCCGGCGUCAGCAACCCCUUCCUGGCCGGCAACGAGGGCGGCAUCAACCCCGCCAUCAUGAGCCUGCCCGGCCACACGUCCCGCAACUCCCGCCGCCUGUCCGCCUCGGCCUUCGGCCCCGCCGGACGCUUCGGCACCAACCGGCGGCCCUACGAAGACCAGGUGGCCGAUAGCACCAUCAUCGCCGGAACCCCCAAGACGGUUAUCCCCAAGAUCCGUGAGGUUCUGGAAUACCUGCGGCCCGGUAGCGUGUUCUUCUGGGACGGCGACGGCGCCAUGACCCACGAUGACCAGAUGCGCAGCCUUCGCCUGAUGGGCGAAGAAGUCAUCCCCGCUGUCCGCGAGAUGGGCAAGGAGCUGGAGCUCUACUCCCCAUUCGAAGUGGACGCCAGGACCAACCGGCCCAUCGUGGACGCCUCUGCGACCGCCACCAUCACCGCCGACUAA